Symbiodinium sp. CCMP2456 is the source of this 1998-nucleotide messenger RNA. Lineage: Eukaryota; Dinophyceae; Suessiales; Symbiodiniaceae. The record is from the annotation of a GenBank genome assembly.
AUGGGCGAUGAAUUCUUUGCAGGAAAGGCAGGUCCAGCGGUGACCUCUGCAGCUGCUGCCGCGGCCGCGAACGCGGCCAGAAGCACAAACAUGAUACCAGGGCCACCACAAGCCCUGAACUUGAGCGAUGUCCACUCUCCCAUGAAGGUCCCCGUCCCAGAUCCCAAGAGAAAGGGUGGAGGGCGGGGGGGCAGGACUCCUCAGCGGAAGGCAGCCCCGCAUGCACCACCCACACAAAACUACGACCCUGCGGCGCUGGCAGGGUUCGGUGCGUACCCGCCUUACGGCAUGGCCCCACCUCCAUAUCCGCCUGCCGCAGGGCCUUGCCCGAUGCCCCCGCCACCCAUGCCGAUGUACCCCAUGAUGCCCUUCAUGUACCCAAGCAUGUACCCAGGCAUGGGUGCCCCGCCUCCGCCCACGGACUCCCAGAAGGGUCGAGGCAAGGGCAAGCAGAAGGACACAAAGGACAAGAAGCGGACCCGUGGAGGCAACAAGGGCCGCCAAGAGCCGAGCCCUCCACAAAUGGAGGGCUCCUUAAACUGCAGUCCGGAACUCUUGAUGGUCAGAAAUGCCCAAGGAAAUUCCGCCAAGACCAAGCUUACAUUGCAGGAGGCACUGCCAAACCUGCUGGAGUUUGCACAAGACCAGCAUGGGAGCCGCUUUUUGCAGAACAAACUUGACGAAGCCAGUCCAGAAGAUAGACAGUUGGUGUUCGCCGGAAUAUGUGCAGAAGACGCUGAUCCGGAUGCUGUAUCACUGGCCAAAGAUGUCAGUGGCAACUUCGUGGUGCAGAAGCUCUUUGAUGUAGGAGAUCCAGACCAGAAGAAGCUUCUUUGCGAGAAACUGCAGCCCGAAAUUCCAAGUCUAUCAAAAGAUAAUUACGGCUGCCGAGUGGUGCAGAAGGCGAUCGGGGCCGUGUCCAAGGACUUGCAGGUGUUCUUGGCUUCGUCACUGCAGAACAAUGUUGCAGACUGCAUCGUCAACAUGCAUGGAAACCAUGUGAUUCAAAAGUGCAUUGAACAGAUGCCGCCUGAUUCCGUCAGCUUCAUCAUCCACGCUGUGGAACACGACAUCACGAGCCUGGCGUCACAUAUAUACGGCUGCCGAGUUAUCCAGCGUCUCCUAGAGCACUGUGGAGCAGCCCAGCUCACGGAGAUGCUCGAGCGAAUCCUCGUCAAUGCUCAGGCCCUGGCAAGGAACCAGUUUGGCAACUAUGUGGUGCAGCACAUGCUGGAGCAUGGGCGACUUCAGGACAAAGAGGCCAUCAUUGGCAUAGUAAAGCGGAAUAUCAUGGAGUUUUCCACCGACAAGCAUUCGAGCAAUGUGGUGGAGAAAUGCUUUGAGAUCGCUACUAUUGGAGAGCAUGCCUCCCAGCUGGAAGCGGAGAGGGCCCAGCUCAUUGAUGCAGUGCUUGGUGUCGGAGACACAACCAGUCCCCUGUGCGAAAUGAUGACGCAUCGAGCGCAUCUUCAGAACCUUGAAUGCGCUUCCUAUGGAUUAUCGGUCCAAUCAGCAUGGAAUGCAUAUCAUGAACGCCCUGCAGAAGGGAUUCAGGGAGUUCACGCCGGAUCAAGCCAGUGGCAGCUAAAUGCUGGAGAGAUUGAACAUUUCUGGGCACCCUCGAGCUUGCAACUGCCUUUGGUGUACAGUACCUACUACAGACAGCGGUUGGGAUCAGGCAGAGCGAUACUUCGCACUGGGCCAGGGGCCGUGCAAUCAGUUAGGAGACCGAGUUUUGUGGAGGGAUGGUUUCGAUCCCGGAUGGUUUCGAUUCCGGAGCAUCAUCUGACUGCAGUGCGAAUCGACAAAUUUGAGUUUGCCGAAAGAACGUCCCGAUCAUCCCGCCAGAGUUUUCAACCAUAUGUAGAGCCCGUGUUUCCAGCGCAAGGCGCCUUCAGCAGUGCUAGGCUGCACCCAACAAGCCUGCACAAGACAAGCUGUGUGUGCGUGACGAGCUCGCCCGUAUGUCGGGCGGCGGGGCGGCGGGCCAUGGAGUGA